Molecule: messenger RNA, 1558 nt
Organism: Juglans microcarpa x Juglans regia
Lineage: Eukaryota; Viridiplantae; Streptophyta; Magnoliopsida; Fagales; Juglandaceae
Product: nucleosome assembly protein 1;4-like
Exons: 12
Coding region: 159-1307 (382 amino acids)
Biological process (GO): nucleosome assembly
Cellular component (GO): chromatin; nucleus
Molecular function (GO): chromatin binding; histone binding
Source: RefSeq, a predicted model, not a curated record
GAAAGUUGAAAACGUGAGGGGGAGAAACACUCGUUCAACUCGGUCUCAAUAAUUUUCCCUCCCUCUUCCUCCAGUUUCCCUCAUUUUCUCUCUCUUAUAGGGUUUGCCUGUUCUUCCCCCUCCCAAACAACAGCCAAAACGAAAAAGGAAAAAAUACAAUGAGUAACAACAAGGACAACUUGGACUUGUCUGAUCUCGACUCCGCUCUCCCAGCCGCUGCCGCCGCUCUUAGUGAGGAGGAUCGAGCUGGUCUUGUUAAUGCGCUUAAGGAUAAGAUUCAGAGUUUGGCUGUGGGGAGCUCAGAUAUUCUAGAAACCCUGUCACCCCAAGUCAGGAAGCGUGUUGAGGUUCUGAGAGAGAUUCAGAGCCAACAUGACGAGCUUGAGGCAAAAUUCUUUGAGGAGAGAGCAGCGCUGGAGGCUAAAUACCAGAAGCUUUAUGAACCACUUUACAUGAAGAGAUACGAGAUCGUGAAUGGUGUAGUUGAAGUUGGAGGAGUUGCAAAAGAAGCUGCUGUGGACCAAGAAGGGGACAAAGCUGCGGAAGAGAAAGGGGUGCCUGACUUCUGGCUUACAGCUAUGAAGACUAAUGAAGUAUUAGCUGAGGAGAUCACAGAGAAUGAUGAAGGGGCUCUGAAGUACCUCAAAGAUGUCAAGUGGCAUAGAAUUGACAACCCAAGAGGUUUUAAGCUGGAGUUCUUCUUUGAUCCUAAUCCCUAUUUCAAAAACUCCAUCCUUACAAAAACAUAUCACAUGAUUGAUGAUGAUGAGCCUAUAUUGGAGAAAGCGAUUGGGACGGAGAUUGAAUGGUAUCCUGGGAAAAGCUUGACGCAGAAGCUCCUGAAGAAGAAGCCAAGAAAGGGAUCAAAGAAUGCCAAACCCAUCACCAAAACUGAGAGUUGUCAAAGCUUCUUCAACUUCUUUAACCCUCCACAGGUUCCUGAGGAUGAUGAUGAUCUUGAUGAAGAUGCUGCUGAAGAGCUCCAAAAUCAAAUGGAGCAGGACUACGACAUUGGAUCAACAAUCCGGGAUAAAAUCAUCCCUCAUGCAGUGUCAUGGUUUACGGGGGAGGCUGCACAGGAGGAGUAUGAGGAUGUUGGAGAUGAUGAUGAUGAGGGGGAUGAUGAGAAUGAAGAGGAUGAGGACGAGGAUGAGGAUGAGGAUGAAGAUGACAACGAUGAUGACGAUGAAGACGACGAGGAAGAGGAAGGCAAGGGCAGGAAGAAGUUAUCAACUGGACCCAAGAAAAGUGGAAGGACACAAGCUGGGGAGCAAGGUGAGCGACCUCCAGAAUGCAAGCAGCAGUAGUGUAUUUAUUUGCAUUUUUUUUUUCCUGUCUUUUCUCCCUUUCCGGCUUUUAUGGAGUCCCUCACAUUUAUUACCCACUAUUUGUAUGGAUAUUAACUUAUUGAUUGCUUUGUAAAAUGUACGGUAGUUUCUUCGGUGGUUAGUUCCAUCCAACAUUGAACAAUGGACCUUUGUAAAUUCACCAAAACAACACAUGUCAUUUUACGAAAAGGGUUUAUUGAAAGUGAUAUAAUGGAGCUGAGGAGUAUGUA